This is a messenger RNA of Drechmeria coniospora, 255 nucleotides long. RefSeq lists its product as uncharacterized. The coding region runs from base 1 to 255 and encodes 84 amino acids. The transcript has a single exon. Lineage: Eukaryota; Fungi; Ascomycota; Sordariomycetes; Hypocreales; Ophiocordycipitaceae. The record is from RefSeq and is a predicted model, not a curated record.
AUGUCGAAAAUGCCCGAGCAUGGGAACGGUCCCUUUCGUGACUCGUGGAAGCUCGUCGCGAAAAUGCCCAUCCGCCGCAUCCAGGAUCCGAAUGCAUCGGAGGCCAUGUCCGGUCUCGUCAUUCCCUUUGCUGGAGAAAGAGACACCCCGAGGCGAGGAUGGGGAGGGCUCUUUGUGUCGGGGCUCGUCUCUCGUGGAGACGUUCGUUUCCCGCGCUCGUGUCGACUACCGUGUUGCCACAGCUGCAAAGGAUAG